ACUCUUUGGCCUGGAAAUCUUUCUCAAUGGGAUAGUCAGCACUUGGCAUCUCUGACGUGCAUGCCACAUGGGAUUUAGCUUCUGUCUGGGGUAUACGAUGUCUAACCAAUAUAUUAUGCUUAAAUAUUUACUUAUUUCUCGUAUAUGUCCUGUUUUUUUUAACGUGGUAUUCAAGUAACAAAACAUAGCUGUUGUGCGUUGCCACACUUCUGUAUUAGAUCACAACUGCAAUACCUGUACAAACCACCCAGCUGACGCGCAUAUGACAUUGUGGAAUGCUGGCCUUGGUACAGCUGAAGAGCGCCCUAAAGCAGGCCUCUGACAGAGCUGGAAAAGCAGCACGCAGAAAACAUUUCCGCGUCUUGCGAAAAUGACACAGAUUUGAAAAGUGGUAUUGAAUUCCCGUCCAGGGAAAAAUGGGGAACCUGUUCCAGAAAAUUUCCGAGUUGAGGAGGCAUGCUUGCCAGCUGACCUUAACCCAGGACAUGUGCAGGUUAGAACGCUUUACCUCUCUGUGGAUCCCUACAUGCGCUGCCAAAUGAAUGAGGACACAGGAACUGACUACCUGUCACCAUGGCAACUGUCUGAAGUUGUGGAAGGAGGAGGUGUUGGGAUAGUGGAGGACAGCAGGCACGAUUCAUUCACAGAGGGAGACACUGUGGCCUCCUUUUCUUGGCUGUGGCAAACCCAGGCAGUUUUGGAGGGGAAACUACUACAGAAGCUGGACCCCCAGUUGGUAGAUGGGCGCCACUCCUAUUUUUUGGGUGCAGUGGGCAUGCCUGGGCUUACAGCACUACUGGGAGUAAGAGAGAAAGGUCACGUGACUCCAGGAGCCAAUCAGACCAUGGUUGUCAGAGGUGCUGCUGGAGCCUGUGGUUCCCUGGCCGGUCAGAUCGGCAGGUUGGAUGGCUGCUCCAAGGUGGUGGGAAUCUGUGGCUCUGAUGAGAAGUGUCAGGUCCUGGUGUCAGACCUCGGGUUCAAUAGCGCUAUCAACUACAAACGGCAGGAUGUGGCUGCCAGGCUUAGGGAGAGCUGUCCAACAGGAGUGGAUGUUUACUUUGACAAUAUUGGUGGAUCGAUCAGCGACACUGUGAUAGCACAGAUGACUGAAGGUGGUCAUGUGAUCCUAUGCGGUCAGAUCUCUCAGUACAACAAGGACGUGCCCUACCCCCCUCCAUUGCCCGCCAGCACACAGGAAGUGCUUCACACCGAGCACAUCACCAGGGAGAGGUUUACAGUGUUGAAUUACACAGAGAAACAUGAAGCAGGGCUGCUACAGCUGAGCCAGUGGGUCAGAGAAGGGAAGCUGAAGGUCUUGGAGACUGUGGUGAAAGGGUUGGAUAACAUGGGUGUGGCUUUCCACUCCAUGAUGAAAGGGGGUAAUGUGGGGAAGCAGAUAGUGCAGGUGUCUGAGUAAUGCGGCAGCACCCCCUUGUGGUGAUGUGGAGACGGUUCAUCUGACCAAUGUGAUUAUCAUGAUCCCUAGUAUGGUCCAGAUUUGUGAAUCUUUUCUGCAAAAUACAGAGCCCCAGUGCCUUUCAGGUGGAUGGUAUUAUUAUCUGAAUAAUGCCAAUUUGUUUCCUAUACUCUCUGUCAUUGUCACUUCCAAUUUGCUUUAUCUGCCUGGUAGUCUCACUUCCUAUCCCUUUUUGCAUUUAGCGUCAGUCUCAUCUAAUCAAGAUGCUUUUUAUUGUCUCUUCGUUUUCACUCCUACUCCCUCCACUCUCACCGGACUAAAAUUUCAUUUUUAAUAUAUUUUGGCCUAAAAACAUUUAAAUCAUCUAUACAUGAAUACUUAAUAAACGAAACAGUACUGCAGUACAAGUUUAUAAUAUAUUUUAUUUAGCAAAUGACACACUGCUUCUGACUCUAACACAUUAAAUAUUAAUCCGAAAAAACAGAAACAUGCUUGUGUACUAGUUUGGAUCACCUUUUUAAUUCUCCUAAAUUAAUGCCUGUUUAUUGUAUUAGCACUAUGGAUGAGGGCAUAAGAGGGUUGCUAAAUGCUCUGUGCUAUAAUGGCACCAGUCUGAAAAAUUGGCUUGCAUUUGCUGUUGGCUUCCCCUGAAGUCUAAUCAUCUGGCCCUGUUUCCGCUAGUUGAAGGAUUAUAUAUAGAUCAUGGUUACUGUACCUGUAAUUGUUGAUACUGUUCUCACACUAGUUAAUUCAUAAUAAUUAACAUAACAUUCUAACACACAAUUUAAAAAACAACCUGUACCAAGCUUUUAAAAUUUCUUACCUGUUAAUCACUUAUCCCUUGUAUUUCAUAGAUGCAGACAUUUAUUUCAAAGACAGUACCUGCUACUUCCUGGUACCUAUCACUUCAUUUGCUGUGGUUGAAGAUCACUCCAGUGGUCUCACUGCAGUCAGACCAUGUGACCCAUUGCAAGGUAUCAGGAUGCAGCAGUUUAUCAAGUGUUGUAUAUUAGCAUUGUCUGAAUUAGUCCAAAUAAAUAAAUUAUGUGACGAUCCAAAUCUGGGUUGGUUAAGUAGAUACAACUUGCACUUUGCUAUUUCUGAAACCAAUCCAUAUUCUAAUAACAAAUCAUUAUUUAUAUAAAAAAAUGAGUAUUUUAUCAGUUUUGUUGGUGGCAAGUGUAAACCAUGAUGAGUUAACAUUGUCAAACUGAAUGCAUUAUUAAAACCUGUGACCAGUAACCAACUCCCACUGUGAAUGAUGCCGAUAGGCUUGUUGCCAAUAAGCUACAGCCACACCAGCACUGCAUUACCAGCCUAUGACACAACAUUAAAUACAAGUUUAUGGUGCUGCCACAUGUCCUUUGUAAUGGGUAUGGCAGUGACAGUUUUUUUUUUUUUAUUGAAUUCAAGCCCAUGUAAUAUCGUGA
Molecule: messenger RNA, 2847 nt
Organism: Acipenser ruthenus (sterlet)
Lineage: Eukaryota; Metazoa; Chordata; Actinopteri; Acipenseriformes; Acipenseridae
Product: prostaglandin reductase 2
Exons: 9
Coding region: 527-1417 (296 amino acids)
Biological process (GO): prostaglandin metabolic process
Molecular function (GO): 15-oxoprostaglandin 13-reductase [NAD(P)+] activity
Source: RefSeq, a predicted model, not a curated record